AUGCUCUUCCGACUGAUCACUCUGUUCUUUGUCCUUAUGGGCAUUGCCACUGCAUGGACUGUCGAUGGCGUUGAAGCUCAAUUGCCCGAGCACCAAUACUCGCGUGGUCACGAGGCAAACUUCUUCAGGCAACGACUUCUUUCGGCUUUCAGAAGCAUCGACCCACAGGUCUCGGAGAGUACACUGAAUCGAUUCACACGAUUCGUUCGGGAGGAAAAUGAGUAA
Molecule: messenger RNA, 225 nt
Organism: Caenorhabditis remanei
Lineage: Eukaryota; Metazoa; Nematoda; Chromadorea; Rhabditida; Rhabditidae
Exons: 3
Coding region: 1-225 (74 amino acids)
Source: RefSeq, a predicted model, not a curated record